UAGCAGUGAUGUCACUAAGCUCCACUCAUGCUCCAAGUCGGGCCCGGAGAAGAAGAUACCGAAGAGGAUAGCUGGAGAACAACAGCACGGAAUGGGACAAGAAAUUCACGUAAACCAGAGUAACCCUCUUCUGGAAUAUUUUGGUUACAUCCGAAGCAGCCAUGACCCCACACUUUUGGUGUCUCCAUUGGUUCUGGCUGGAAUUGUUAUUGGACUGGUUCUAUUUCUCUCCUGCAUUACUAUCAUCAUUGGAAGCCUAAGAAAAGAUGGAGGUGAAAGAGACUGGCACCUUGAGAAUCUGAGCUAUGAUGGGAUCUCCUAUGCAACAUCUUCAUUCGGAGACUUGAGAUCUGUCUGUACAGAGGACAUUUCUCCAGCCAUAGAAUUUGACUCAUACCUAGAACUUAGCGCUUCUUAUCCAGAUUAUCCGCCGUGCUAUGAAGACUGUGUUGGGCCAGGAACCUUGGGAACAUACCUCCCAGCAGAUGAUCCACCACCUUACUCCUUACAAGAUCCACAUCUAUCACCUGAUACUAGCACUGAAGAGAUGCCUAUGAGUUCACAAACCAACACAAGACACUUCCAGGUCUCCUCCACCUCGACCAUGUCUACUGUUGAACUACACGUUGUUCCACCAAUUCAAACUAUGGCCAAGAAAAGUCUUCACCUCCCUAUAAUAUCAAUAAACAUACUGAAAGACGUCUCAUCACCAGGCAUCGUUGUGUCAGAAGAAAACUUGACUUGGCAAUGUCCUUGAUAUGUGUCUUGUCCAUUUCCUGGGAACAAUUUGUUGUCUCCCAUAUAACAGCUACAUAUUUGUGUGACAGUGUGACUUAAAGUAUUCAUCUUUAGAAGUGCAAUUAGUUUAUAUUUAGCAAUAAACAGGUGCAAUAGUUCUAUAAAGAAAUUUUAAUACAUAUUAAUGAGGACUAUUAAGAACUACAAUGUCUAAUACUAUUUGGAUAGUGUCAUUAUUUAACCUCCAUACACCCCCACAAUCGUGUGGCCGGUUAUCUAUUUCAUGACAAACAGAAUUAAGGCAAUACAGUGAUCCCUCAACAUUCAAUAGUUUCAUUGUAUCAUUGUAACUUGAAACCAGACUCAACAUACAAUAGUAUGGACAGCCCAGAUCUGUGAAAUGUGUCAAUGGCUGGAAGAAUUGACCAAUCAGAAUGGGCAUUCAC
Messenger RNA from Hyla sarda, 1184 nucleotides. It is a transcript of the gene BEAN1, whose product is annotated as brain expressed associated with NEDD4 1. NCBI's taxonomy places the organism in Eukaryota, Metazoa, Chordata, Amphibia, Anura, Hylidae. The record is from RefSeq and is a predicted model, not a curated record.